Lycium barbarum (goji berry) is the source of this 1395-nucleotide messenger RNA. RefSeq lists its product as uncharacterized. The transcript has 4 exons. NCBI's taxonomy places the organism in Eukaryota, Viridiplantae, Streptophyta, Magnoliopsida, Solanales, Solanaceae. Bases 1 to 1395 code for a protein of 464 amino acids. The record is from RefSeq and is a predicted model, not a curated record. Gene Ontology annotation, molecular function: nucleic acid binding; RNA-DNA hybrid ribonuclease activity.
AUGCCGAGGUUGAGCAUGGAAAUUGUCUCCCACAAAUUUUCGAUCCAUCCAUCAUUUAGCCCAAUGAAACAGAAAACUCAAAAAUUCAAUCCAGAUUUGAGUUUGAGGAUCAAAGACGAAGUCUCAAAACAAAUCGAAUCGAAUGUCAUCGAGGUAACCAAAUAUCCUACUUGGUUGGCCAAUAUCGUUCCAGUACUGAAGAAAGAUGGCAAGAUCAGGAUAUGUGUAGAUUAUCGAGAUCUCAACAAAGCGAGUCCCAAAGAUAAUUUCCCUUUGCCCAACAUCAGCAUACUCAUCGAUAACUGCGCUAAGCAUGAGUUGCAAUUAUUAGUGGAUUGUUUUACAGGAUACCAUCAGAUCCUAACGGAUAAGGAGGAUGUGGAGAAGACAGCUUUCAUCACGCCUUGGGGAGUUUAUCACUACCGCAAAUUCUUCGAUAGGCUGCGGAGGUAUAACCUAAAAUUGAACCCAGCCAAGUAUGCAUUCGGCAUUCCAGCAGGGAAGCUACUGGGUUUCAUAGUUAGCAGGAGAGGCAUAGAACUGGAUCCUUCCAAAAUUAAGUUACUACGGAAAUAUGCUCCAACAGAAUGGACAGAGCAGUGCCAGAAGGCCUUUGAUAAGAUCAAAGAUUACCUCUCUAAUCCACCAGUGCUGGUACCGCCACGACCUGACAUUCCUUUGUUGCUAUACUUGUCCGUGUUAGAUAAUGCAUUUGGGUGGGUGUUUGGGCAACAUGAUGAGAUUGGGAAGCUGGCUAAAUGGCAGAUGUUGUUGAGUGAUUUUGAUAUUGUGUGCAUGACCCAGAAAUCUGUCAAGGGACAAGCCUUGGCCGAUCAUCUUGCAGAAAACCCGGUUGAUGAAGAGUAUGAGCCUCUUAGGACAUAUUUCCCUAAUGAAGAAGUAUUGCUCGUAAGCGAAUACAUUGCAGAAUCAUACCCUGGUUGGAGGAUGUUCUUUGAUGGGGCGGUAAACUUCAAAGGAUCCGGAAUUGGAGCUGUAUUGGUAUCUGAAUCUGGACAACACUAUCCGGUUGCAGCAAAGCUCAGAUUCAAGUGCACUAACAACAUAGCAGAAUAUAAAGCGUGCAUCAUGGGUUUGAGAUUAGCCCUCGAUAUGAACAUUCAAGAACUUUUGGUGAUUGGUGAUUCAGAUUUGCUGAUUCAUCAGGUUCAAAGGGAAUGGGCCACAAAGAAUGCCAAGAUUCUGCCAUAUCUACAUCUUGCACAAAAACAAUGCAAAAGGUUCAGAAAGAUCGGGUUUAAGCACACCCUGAGAAUACAGAAUAAGUUUGAUGACGUCCUCGCCACCAUAUCUUCCAUGAUACAACACCCAGAAAAGAGCUAUAUUGAUCCACUUGAAAUAAGUUUGAAGGAGCAACACGCUUAUUGUUCAUAG